UAUUUUUAUGCACGCUCUUCAUUAAAAAGAUUCAUCGAGAGGUUAAACGUUAUUAUGUUCUAGAAACAAAAACCACGAAUUUCUCAAAAUCCUUUAAAUCGUACUUACGCAAAAAAACUACAGGUCUCGUGUUAAUUUUUGGCAUUUAAACCCAACAUUUCUAAAGAUCCACCCAGUUUAGCUCGUCUGAAUUGUUGAAUUCAAACAUUUGUCUUUUUUUAAAUUUCCGAUUUAGAAUUUUCCAACUUUGAUUUAAUACAAUUUGAAUUGCAUCCUUUCUAUUUGAAGCAUUCUUUGGAAUCUGAUCGCCUUCGAUCUCUACCUCUGCGCAAUAUCCCAGGUUCUUCAUUAGGAGUCUCGGAAGAAUCUGAGUAAAUAUUAUUUACUCGAAAAUCAUGGCUUCUUCAUCUAGAAGCGAAGGGAUCAAUCAGGGCCAUGAUGCGCAACUGGAAUGUCCUGGUUGUGCCAAUAAGUUGAAAGGCAACGUGCCUGAGCUUCCUUGCGGACACUGCAUUUGCCUCCCAUGUACCGCUGCUCUGGAAACGCAAACAAUCCAGAAGUGUCCUGUUGCAAAAUGCCGCAGCAGUCGAACUAAGUUCACAGAACGAAUUGUAGUGGAUAACUUACCCACAAGACCUGCGGCUGCGGUUGACGACAGUUUCAUGAUGCCACCUCCACCCUACGCAGAGCGACCCAAGACAGCUUCAGUAAGCUAUUGCGACUUACACCCAUCUGAAUCCAUUAGAUUCUACUGCAACGAGUGCUCGGAGGCUAUCUGUGCUCUGUGUUGGGAUGAAAAACACAGUGACUGGAAAAAACACAAUAUCAGCACAAUGUCAAUAUACAUGAGACCCCAGAAGGAAGUUGAAGCACGCAUUGCAGCUUACAGGUUAGAAUGUGUGAAUAUGACUGGAGUUCUACAGGAAUGGCAGCCUUGCAUUGACCAGAUUCAAUCAGCAGAGCGAGCACAGAAAGCUGUUCUGAAAUGUAAAUCGGCGCGAGAUAUAGAGCAAAAGUCCCGCGAUGUCAGAAAUCACCUGUUGGCACAAAUGGCAAAUGUCCAAAAUUAUAAACGGAAAAUUUUAUCGCAAUUUUCUGAAAUCGAGGCUACUUAUGAGCGAAUUUUCGGAGACGAGGUUGUGGACUCCAAGUCUGAUGGUUCACCAAAUCAGUUGAACCAGGGCGCCAAUACUUCAAGAGGAACAUCUGGCCCUAGAAUGACUGACAAUAUUACUAGUUCUCCUGGAGGAAGCUCUGUAACUGGGAGAAGUGACGGUGUUAGUGCUGGAAAAAAAUUGGUAAUUGAAGAUAAGAAAAGGAAAAGGUUGACUGGUGUGAAGGAGACUUGGAUAGGCGAUAAGAUUGUUAGGUGUGAUAAGGCGGUUUUUAAUGCGGAGUCUAGAGAAUUGAUGUGCUUUAAUUUUUUAAACACAAUAACGGUACUGAGACUGAACGAUAAAAAUGAAAAGUUGGAAGUAAAGAGGACAAUGGAGUGGAAUGAGUUGAGAGAAAAGGAAAACUGGCUGUGGGAUAUAACUGUAAACGAUGGAAGUAUUAUGUACGGAGUGAUUAGAGAGGACGGUGGAACUUACUUUAAAAAAGUUGAGGAAUUGGAUCAAUUCAGUUUUAAAAAGAAAUCAGAGCUAGAUACUCAAGGAGUGCUUAAUGGCAGUGGUGUGAUCUGGUAUUUGUCCUCCUUUCAUGACACGUUGGCUCUGUCUGUAUUUGAUAACAGGAAUAAAGAUGAUCGGAAGUGGCGCAGCGUAACCGUUUACAAAAACAAGAAGAGAAUGGAAACUGUUUCGCUUGAAAUAAGCGUACAUGAAGGGAUUUAUUGGAAUGGUUUUACAUUGGUUAAUGAGAACACGCUCCUAUUGAGUUGUGGUUUGAACAAAAAAAUAGCAGUAGUCACACUGCCAUCACAGUCACAUUGUCAUUCAAUAGCGGCCUCAACAUCAUCAUCUUUAUCUUCAAGUACCACCCUGAAACCUCAAUCAAUCAAGUAUGUAUUUGCUGCUUGUGUGACGAGGAUUUACUCUCUGCUUUGGAUGCCAAUUGAUUCUCAACUUGAGGGAUAUAUAUGCGUGGGAGAGAGCGAGGGUGCAUCACUCUCCCGGAUGUAUAAAAUAAACCUUGGAACAGAUUUGGCAAAAGUAGACGAGGGAAAGGAAACAAAGCUGGAAGAGGUCGAAAAUGUAUCCCCGUUGGAGAAGACGACUGUUAUAUGCCCAGUUGACGAUUACACAGUUUUUGCAACUCGUGGAGAAAAAUGGUUUGAAGGUCAACCAGUUGUUUUGAAAUUCGAUUUUCAGCCCAUCUAACGGCAUUUUCGAUGGAAGUUUUAUUCACUGGCAUCCUCAAUUUGUGCUUUUAUGUUUUUAAAUUACAUUUCAUAUGUCUUUGAUUUUGUAGACAUUAGGCUAUUAUUUACAACAGCAGUUUCUUAUAGUAAUCUGCUGUUCUUCUGUAGUUGUUUGCUAUUAACUUUCAAUCAAACUUUAUAUCUAAAUUGGUCGUGUUGCAAAAUUACACUGCAGAAAACGGAAGUUUACUGAAAAAAUCUUCAAUGAACUGAACGUUUAUAUCAAUGCACUAUG
Molecule: messenger RNA, 2597 nt
Organism: Symsagittifera roscoffensis
Lineage: Eukaryota; Metazoa; Xenacoelomorpha; Acoela; Convolutidae
Exons: 3
Coding region: 396-2321 (641 amino acids)
Molecular function (GO): zinc ion binding
Source: RefSeq, a predicted model, not a curated record